Molecule: messenger RNA, 963 nt
Organism: Arabis nemorensis
Lineage: Eukaryota; Viridiplantae; Streptophyta; Magnoliopsida; Brassicales; Brassicaceae
Source: the annotation of a GenBank genome assembly
AUGAAAAAUGGAUCAGGGAAUACGAACACGAAGCUAAUCCUUGUUCAUCCUUACAUCCAAAAGCAAACAAGCACGACUCGUUUAUGGCUUCUUGCUUUUGUCUCUUUCUUCACCAUCGUUUUUCUGCUCACUCUCCUCUACACUAGAGACACUAUCCCUUCCAAAAAUACCUCCGUUGCUGCCGCCGUAGCCGCCGUCGUCACCGGAGGAUCAUCAUCUCCGACGAUGAUCUCUCACCCCAACUCCAACCUACCAACAAGUGUCAUCAACGCAUUGCUUCACUACGCUUCAAGAUCCAACGACAGUUUCCACAUGUCAUACGGAGAGAUGAAAUCAAUCUCCGACUUCCUCCGACGUUGCGCUCCGCCGUGUAAUCUCCUCGUCUUCGGACUCACACACGAAACCCUUCUAUGGAAAUCGCUAAACCACAAGGGCCGCACAGUCUUCGUCGAGGAGAACCGAUACUACGCGGCUUACUACGAAGAAAUCCACCCCGAGAUAGACGUUUUCGACGUUCAAUACACGACCAAAGCUCAAGAAGCCAGAGAGCUCGUCGCGGCCGCGAAAGAAGCGGCCGGAAACGAAUGUCGUCCCGUGCAGAAUCUCCUCUUCUCCGAUUGCAAAUUAGGUUUAAACGAUUUGCCUAACCACGUUUACGAUCUUGAUUGGGAUGUGAUUUUGGUGGAUGGGCCACGUGGCGAUGUUAACGAAGGACCGGGGAGGAUGUCGUCGAUUUUCACGGCGGCGGUUCUUGCUCGGAGCAAAAAAGGCGGGAAUCCGAAGACUCAUGUGUUUGUUCAUGAUUAUUACAGAGACGUUGAGAGGCUUUGUGGAGAUGAGUUCUUGUGUCGUGAGAAUCUUGUCGAGUCAAAUGAUUUGCUUGCGCACUACGUGUUGGAUAAGAUGGAUAAAAACAGCACCAAGUUUUGUAGUGAUCGUAAGAAACACUCUGUUUCUGCUUAG